Messenger RNA from Pteronotus mesoamericanus, 7702 nucleotides. RefSeq names its product SMCR8-C9orf72 complex subunit (gene SMCR8). NCBI's taxonomy places the organism in Eukaryota, Metazoa, Chordata, Mammalia, Chiroptera, Mormoopidae. The record is from RefSeq and is a predicted model, not a curated record. Bases 502 to 3312 code for a protein of 936 amino acids. Gene Ontology annotation, cellular component: guanyl-nucleotide exchange factor complex. Gene Ontology annotation, molecular function: GTPase activator activity. The transcript is spliced from 2 exons.
UCAUGUGAUGCUAAGAUGGCGGCGCCGAUCUAGGUGGCUUUUGGUUGUGGCGUCCAAGGAGCCGCGACGGUUUUUGCCUCGCGUUGUGGGAGCUGCAACGCUCGGCUGGCCUCUGCGGCGGCCGGCAGCCCCACGUAAGGCACCAGUUCAGGGCCGAAGCUGUUGCUUUCACCGGUGGGUUCGGAGAAGUCCCGGUGACCUCCCCGCAGGUGCUCUGCGCCGGCCGCCCUCAAACGGGAGGAGGAGAAGGGCAGCCGGCCUCCACGGUCAUCCGGACCUGCGGACUUCAUGAGGCCUGGAGGGCCCUGGAGGAGAUGCACCUUUGAGGGGCUGCGGGAGUUUGAGUUCGCGGGCGUGUGAGAGGCAACAAAGUACCCCUGAGGGCGCAAAGAAGACCGCACGGACUUUGCUUCCUCCUCCAGAGGUUUGGCUUUCCUGCGUUGAUUACCCCAGCUUUCUUUUUUACUUCCUCUCAAUGUUUUCUCCGUAUACCUGGAAAUAAUGAUCAGCGCCCCUGACGUGGUGGCCUUCACCAAAAAGGACGAGUACGAGGAGGAGCCUUACAAUGAGCCGCCCCUGCCGGAAGAGUACUCGGUGCCGCUCUUCCCUUUCACAAGCCAAGGAGCUAACCCAUGGUCCAAACUGUCCGGAGCCAAGUUCUCUCGGGACUUCAUCCUUAUUUCCGAGUUCUCAGAGCAGGUGGGACCUCAACCCUUGCUGACCAUCCCUAAUGACACCAAAGUUUUUGGUACUUUUGAUCUCAAUUACUUCUCCUUGAGGAUCAUGUCUGUGGAUUACCAGGCGUCCUUCGUGGGCCAUCCCCCUGGUUCUGCCUAUCCCAAGUUGAACUUCGUGGAGGACUCCAAGGUGGUGUUGGGAGACUCCAAAGAGGGAGCCUUUGCUUAUGUGCACCACCUUACUCUGUACGACCUGGAAGCCCGUGGCUUUGUGAGGCCCUUUUGCAUGGCUUAUAUCUCAGCAGACCAGCACAAAAUCAUGCAGCAAUUCCAGGAGCUUUCGGCAGAGUUUUCCAAAGCUUCUGAGUACCUGAAGACAGGCAACAGGAAGGCCUUUGCUAUGGAACUUGAAAAAAAACUGAAAGACUUGGAUUACACCAGGACCGUGCUGCACACUGAAACGGAGAUCCAGAAGAAAGCCAACGACAAAGGCUUUUACUCAUCUCAAGCAAUUGAAAAAGCCAAUGAACUCGCUAGCGUAGAGAAGUCUAUCAUCGAACAUCAAGAUCUGCUGAAGCAGAUCCGCUCAUACCCUCAUCGGAAGUUAAAGGGGACUGAUGUGUGUUCUGGGGAGAUGGAACAUAUUCAGAAUCAGCCUGACCAGGGAGCCACUGCUUCUAAUCCCGAUGAGUGUGCUGACACAGACCUGUACACCUGCAGACCUGCCUACACCCCGAAACUCAUCAAAGCAAAGUCCACCAAGUGCUUUGACAAGAAGUUGAAGACCUUGGAAGAGCUCUGUGACACUGAAUAUUUCACCAAGACCCUGGCUCAGCUCAGCCACAUUGAGCACAUGUUCAGAGGAGACCUGUGCUAUCUCCUGACUAGCCAGAUUGACAGAGCACUAUUAAAGCAACAGCACAUAACAAACUUUCUCUUUGAAGACUUCGUGGAUAUCUAUGACAAGGUGGUGGAGACACAAGAAAGCAUACCCUUUAAGCCUACUCAAGACAGGCCGCCUUCCAGAUCUCUAGAAGAAUGCCCAGUUCCUCAAGUGUUAAUUAGUGUUGGCUCUUACAAGUCCAGUGUGGAGUCUGUGCUGAUCAAGAUGGAGCAGGAACUCGGAGAUGAGGACUACAAGGAAGCGGAGGCUACACAACUGAGUAGUUUUGAUCUCCAGGAAAACUUGGACUACCUGGAUAUGGAUAUGAAAGGCAGCAUCAGCAGUGGUGAAAGCAUUGAGGUUCUAGGCACAGAGAAGUCUACCUCUGUGCUGUCUAAGUCUGACAGCCAGGCCAGCCUCAUGGUGCCACUGAGCCCCCAGGUGAUGCGGAGCAAAGCAGUCAGCCACAGGACCAUCAGUGAGGACAGCAUUGAAGUUCUCAGCACCUGCCCCUCUGAGGCCCUCAUCCCUGAUGAGUUUAAGGCCAGCUAUCCAAGUGCUAUUAAUGAAGAAGAAUCAUGUGUAGAUGAUAGUGAGGGAGCCAUCCACUUCCAGGCAAGCAGCAGCCCAGCUGAGCUGGGCGAGCCAGAGGAGGGCAGCUUAGAAAACACCUCAUUGCAAGCCGACUCCUGCUGCAUUGGGAAGGAGAGUGACAGUCUCCUGGUGCCACUCUCCACACCAGCCCACGCACUCUCUGACGAGGAUGGAGUAGUAAGCAUCCCCCCACAGCGCUACAGGCAGAAGGACCAGGGGUUCCGUGUGGACUUUGCAGUGGAAAAUGCCAGCCCUUCUUCCCGAGACAACAGUUCUGAAGGCUUCCCUGCUUAUGAGCUGGACUCGAGCCACCUGCUGGUUAGCCGGGACAUCAGUAAGACCAGCCUGGACAACUACUCAGACACCACCAGCUAUGUGAGCAGUGUAGCCUCCACCAGCUUGGAUAGGACUCCCUCUGCUCAUCUCACUGGCCCCUCUUCUGAGAGACAUAAAAAGAGGGCUGGCCAGAAUGCCUUAAAAUUCAUCCGCCAGUACCCCUUUGCCCACCCAGCCAUCUACUCCCUGCUCAGUGGGAGGACACUUGUGGUCCUGGGAGAGGACGAGGCCAUAGUCAGGAAGCUUGUGACAGCAUUGUCCAUCUUCGUCCCCAACUACAGCCGCUAUGCCAAACCUGUGAAGCACUGGGUCUCCGCCCCUUUGCACAUUACGGAUUUUCAGAAGUGGAAGCUAAUUGGCCUGCAGAGAGUGGCAUCCCCUGCCAGUGCCAGUACCCUCCAUGUUCUGAGCCGCUACAGCCGCUACACGAGCAUUCUGGACCUAGACAACAAAACCCUGCGCUGCCCCCUCUACAGAGGCACCCUUGUGCCCCGGCUGGCAGACCACCGUACUCAAAUCAAGCGGGGCAGCACCUACUACCUGCACGUCCAGAGCAUGCUAACCCAGCUCUGCUCCAAGGCCUUCCUCUACACCUUCUGUCACCACCUGCACCUGCCUUCCCACAACAAGGAAAUAGAGGAAUUGGUUGCCAGCAGGCAGGCAAGCUUUUUGAAGCUGAAUCUGGGUCUAGUGAAUGAAGAUGUCAAGGUGGUCAAGUACCUGGCUGAGCUGCUGAAGCUGCACUAUAUGCAGGAGUCUCCUGGGAUCAGCCACCCCAUGCUUAGGUUUGACUAUGUCCCCAGUUUUUUGCACAAAAUCUGAGGCCAGUCCCAGCCACUGUGACCAAGACCUGUGACUCAGGGCACAGGGAAGGGAAGGGUUGGCAUGACCAAGCAGCCCUCUGAGCUUUUUAGACUUCUGGUGUCAUAGGUGGGAAGGAAACCAAGGUGGCAGCUGUGGUUCCCAGGUGGCUUCAGGCAGCUUGCCAGUUGGACUUGGGCAGUCGGGGAGUCUGGCUCUCUCUGAAGGUGUCGGGAAGGACAGUAACAGCUCUUGUCUCCUUGGUAAGGAGUGGUCCCAGGACCGAGGACUGGUAGCCAGGGCAGAGGAAAGCCUCAAUGGGGUGGGACCAGGGGCAGGAAGACAAAGUCCUGAUGAAAGGAAUAUGCCGGCCACGUUCAUCUCUGCUGAACACUUGAAUGGCAAAAUCAAGUGAAGCAGCUUGAUCACUGGACUGAUUUGGUGGAAAAUUGGAUGAUGGAACAUCCAUUGCCUCAUUCAGACUGCAACUGAAUGGCCUCCUAUAGGCCGUCAUCCCAGGAGAGGCCCCAGAACGUGUGAGGAGGAGGGGAGAGAGCUCUGCCUGAGCUGCACAGUGGAAAAUGCAUGCCCUCCAGGCCCCAGAGCUGCAGGGGGAGUAAGCAGCACCCUGUCCCCACCCUUGCCUCCUCACUUUGGAAAUUGUUCCCACAGGGCAGCAAGAGAGGCUAGAGUAGUCACUAGCUGUCAGUGAGCACUGCUCUUGGAGGUAGAGAGCCCAGGAAACAGGCAGGGCCAAGGUGCCAUGAAGCCAUCACCACUGUGCAAGCGAUGAAGAGCCAGGAGGCUCUUUGCGGCCUGGUCCAGUUUAUUUGGCCAGAAUGAGUUAGCACUGUCCUCUCACCCAAAGCAAACCUUUGCAACCACUUCACUACCUCUUGCGGGUCUCACGGGCACAGUGACACCAGAGUUGUGUUCAGCUGGCUGGCAUGGGUGGGCAGCCCCUGGUGGGGACAACUCAUGGCAGGGAUUUCCUCCAGGAACAAGGAAAGCUCUCGUGUGUGGCUGUCUCUGUGGGUCUACUCGGGGAGGUCGCACAGGCCUGGAGUGUGGGCACCUCACGGCAGCUCGCCCUUCUCCCCGCAGAGUUGCCCCAAGUUUGCCCACCUCACUGCAGCUCACUCCCGUCACUGUGCCACUCUCCAGUCCUCAGGAGAUGCUCCCAGGUCUGCCCACCAUGACCUCCCUGACCUCCUUACGCAAUGGCCGCUGGUACAUAGAUUGGAGGGUUUAUUGCAACCUACUAUUUUAUGCCUUUUCAUAUAAAGUGAUUUUCCCCCCUAAGUAGGGAGAAUUCUUGGUAUUACUGCUUUUUAAUUUGUCCUCAGAAAGUUGUGAUAAAAGAGACCCGAGUCAGCGACAGGUGGUGCUCCUGAGCACACGUGCAUAUCUGCUGGGGCCAUGUUCCGUGUGGUGGGGGUCCUGCUGCUGAGACCUGGUCUACCUGUCAGCUUUGUGGCACACUGUUAAAGUCACAGACCUCUGGUGACUUUAGGAGGGUUUGCCUCCCAUCCUUUGGUCCAUCCUCUGUAGGCUGAUAGGGCCUGUUGGCUCCCACCCUUCAGCUGCUGGUCAGGGUCCCCGAUCCUGUCAUCGCAGUGAUUGCCUUCAGAAAAGUGGAAGGCCUUGUGUGGCUGUCUUCAUGGGCAUGUGAUUUUUGCUACUGAGACUAUGACUGAGAACGUUUUAUGGCAAAUGGUGCUUACAUCUCACCAGUUUUCCUUGUACCUGUGUCUGUUGCACGUUCACACACAAACGACUCUCCAGGAACAUCUUUGCAGCUUUGAAAUGUGAAUUGUUGCCUGUGGGGAAGGCUCUGUAGGAAGCCUGUUUCCAUGAGCUCCCCUGUCUGUUACCAUCUCUCCCUCGUGUUCAAGAUGCUGCUUUGUUUUCUAACUGGGUCGGUAACUGCUGUCUACUUAGGCCUCCAGGGACAUGAGCUUGUGACCUUUUAUCUCCAAAGGAAGAAAGGUCUGGGGCCCCAAUGACAAGACGGAAAGUGAUCAUUGACACCACCCUUGCUGUUUUGUGGCUGUGUUUCACACUGACGUGGACUCUUCAGUUAACACUGUUCUCACUGGGGAAACUGAUAACAGGCAGGUCAGCCAGACUUGACCUUCUAGAAGUGAAGGCCACACACUACCAGACGUCUGCUUUGGAGGGUGUUUGCUCAGAAACUCUGCCUACAGGAUAGUUCCAAAGGCCAGAGGACUCUAAGGCAAGACCGGUUGGGUAUAAAUAGAACCGGUUGUAGGGCCAGCCAGAGAAAGCAAACCGGGAGCAUCUCACUGGAGUUGUUUCUUUUCUUUUUUGAACGUACAGAUGCUUCAUUGCUCACCUUUCACACAAAGCACACCCGUAGCCAUUUUCUUUCAGAUUUGUUUCUUCAUGAAGAAGGCAAGUUGGCUUCACUGACUAGUGGGUGAACUCCAGGAUUUAAAUUUUGGUUAAAAUCUAACUUUUCAGUGUGGCAGUUACAAAGGAUUGCUUGAUGCCAAGUAUGUUUCUUCUCAAAGUGGCACUUGGACUGAGGCAGCUGAGACUGAAGCUGCCCCUCAGCCCCCUCCAUUUUGGAGAACUAGGACCUACUAAAAGUCUCAGAUGCAUCUGUAAAUUUUACAGUGGCGGGGAACCCUAUGUAAUGGGACUCUUCAAGAAUUUUCAUUUGAGGUUUUCCUUUAGUAAUAGAUUAGUAACUGUUAAUAAAACAUUGAAAACCACUUCCCAGAAAUUAAAGGACAUCAGUGCCCCUUAUUAUUUCUUCAGUCCUAUAUGAAGGCCCAGGCACUGAAACUUUGAGGUGUCUUUACUUCCAAUUACCAACAUCCCUUCCUUUUUUAAAGCAGUCCACUUUGACAGAAGCCUGACUGGGCCGGCAGUUCUACAGGAGUGAUUGCAGGGGCUCCACUUCAGAGGUUGGCCAAAGCCUCUCAGUCUCUCUGGUGCUGGGCGCCCAGCCUGAGCAGCUGCCUCACACAUCCCUUGAGACCUUGUUCCUUUAGUGGAGUCUUUGGAUUUUAGAAAUUGUGGCUUUUCAUAAUUGACUGCAAUGGCUUUAAGUUACACACAUUAUACCAGAGUCUGGAAAUAAGCCACGGUAGCUCACCUGUCAUUUCUCAUCUAGCUUUUAACAAACUAGCUUUCAACCCCUAACAAACACCAUUUCAAAAUCCAAGGAAGUCCACUAGAUUCUACCCUAAAUGCCAGGCCUGUUGCAUUUCAGUGACGUGUCUGGAGGCCAAGAGCCGUGGGUGAUCUCACAUGUCCACUGACCGCCCACUUCUGCCAGCUGCAUGCCCCACGUCCCUGGACCUGCUGCCGCCGCCAUACCGCCUGUACACAGGCGGUAGCACUCGGCUGGUGGGCACCCAUGGUCGGUGUGGAUGGCCUUUACAGGCACGGACCACCAUCCCCCAGACCCCGGCCAAGCCAGCAAUCAGAUGUUACCUCCCAUUUCCCUGGAAAGCGCAGAAGAGUGUUUUGGUUCAUGCUUUGAAUCAAACCAGCCAGCUUUCUGGCUUUUCUCUAAUACUGUGAUGGUAGAAAAACUGGAAUCUUUACAAGAGAUAUGGAUUAAUGGACUAAUGGACUGCAAAAAGGAAAAAGCAUCAGUUUUACUGGCUGGAAGCAAAAACAGUCUCAGCUGAUAAGGGUGGAGCACACCAAGUUUUCUGGAGCCCUUUCUCUGUUGGGCACUGACCUAAUGUGGCCUUACCUAUUAAGGUUUAGUUAUGCACAUGGAGAGGCAGGAGGGAUGGAGUGAUACUUUGCAGCGAACCAGGCUGCUGGAAUGGGGCCCUGGCUCCCUGGGAGUGACUGUUCAGCUCCAACAUGGAGGCUACACGGGGGGUCUUGGAGAUGACCUUUCGUCUCCAUCUGGGGGAGUCAAACCCUUGAAGAUAGGACUGUUUUAGCAGGGUCACAGGUCCCAAAUGGAGGCAUAGACUUGGGCACUGUUGUGUCAUGCACCCCCCCGAGAUUGCAGCAGCUGUCCCCACUGGGCUGGAGUAGGUGCCAACAUACUGGACCCUUGGCCACAGGUGCCUUCCAGGCGGGACCACAGGGCUCCUCACCCACUGGCUGCCCGACGCUGGCUGGCUGGCUGGCUGGUUACACAAGUCGGGCUGAGAGAAACGCUGCCUUUAAGGUCGCAGUGAAAAGCAUAGUCUGUGAGGAAAUCUUGUUAUUUUUUUGAGAAGUAUUUUAUUACUGCAUGUUUGUCCAUGUUUGUGAAUAUGAACCUGACCACCACGUGAGCUGCAGCCGUCACAGUGGCGAGGGCAAGAAUAUGAUGGGCGUGUGUGACAGCAGCUCGUAGGUAUGGCUGCACCAAGAGUAAAUGCCAAACAAAUAGUAUGAGAAUUGUACUUUUUAAGAAAUUAAUUUAUUUGAG